UUGUGACACACAGUGGCUAUUCACACCACAGUACAGAGGGUCUGUGUGGUCUGCAUUUGGUGGCUUCACAGUACUGAGAACAAACUUCACCAUGGAGGGUGAGGAAAAUCGAACGGAGGAGGAGGUGACCGACAUUGUCUUCAACAUCGUUGGGGCCUGUGCCUGGACUAUAACGACCGUGUUGAUUCUGUUUUUUAACACCAUGUGCCUGAUCAUCCUACCAAAGGUUGGUGAGUUCCACCAUUCCACCAGGAUCUUCUUACAAUCCAUGACGGUUAGUGAUCUGAUGCUGGGUGUAUUCUUCUACUUUCCAAUGACAGGGAUUUGGCUGACAGGGUCGGGAGUAUGGCCGUAUGGGGAUGCAUUGUGCUAUAUCCAAGCAUGGAUGAUCAGACAAGCACUACCGGCGUGCUCCAUAUCUCUACUGCUGGUAACAACAGACCGUUACAUCGCCGUCGUUUAUCCCCUCAAGUACAAGACCCUACUAACAUCACGACGAGCCAAAAUCAUAGUUUGCAUACUCUGGAUUAUGACCAAUAUCUACACAUUGAUAUUGACAGCAUUAUCGCAGUGGAAGAAUAAAUACAAUGACGUACUCUUCCUUUGUCAAUUUGGAGAAACAACCAACACCCUUGCAGCUUUCAUCGUAACAGUGCUAACGCUAUUCGUCGUCGUGGUUAUCAUUCUGAUGUACGUCCAGAUACUUCACAUCGCACGGAGUCAAGUAUCGCGGAUUGCAACACAGCACCAUCUUGUCACCAUCGAUGGUGAGUGGCAAUCACCACAAAUCAACCGCAAGUCUUUCACCACAAUCUUCAUAGUCACCAUGGUUCUUUUCGUCGGCUGGCUUCCAUCCAUUGCUAUGGGACUCAUGAGGAAAAAUUUCUCUCCGCAGUUGCGAGUCUCCAGCCAGAUACUGUUGGCGUCAGUGAGUUGGUUAAAUGUUAUAGUGUACUAUGUAAGGAACAAGGCUUUCAGAGGAGCUGGGCGAAACUUCCUCUUAAAGAUAACCAGGAACUGUUGUGGAUACUAUAAUAAAAAACCAACCUACACUACAGGACACAAUAACAACAGUAUUUAAAACAUUGAAUCCAGUGGAGUGCCUCGUUUGUGAUAGAGGAUCAACUGUUUAUGUACUGUUAAAAAACUCUUCAAAGACAGUGGGAAAAAUACUUUGAGAAUGUGCAAAUAGUGUGAGUAUUCAAACAUUAGGUUUUCCCACACAUUGAGUCAUGUAUGUGUAAUGGGAACAGAAAUCCUGCACUUAAACAAAGCCAAACAUUUGACUCAUAUGACUCAAGACGUAAGGCUUACCUGCUCUAUUGCCUAAAUAACUAACUUCUUUUUUUGUUUUAUCAGGAGUGGAUAGUGUGUGGGUAGUGUGUGAUAUUUGCAAAUGGUAGCAACCAUGGCGUAAACAAUUUUUAACUUCAAAAUUCAAGAAGCUUUUUAAACGAAAUAGCAAAAUUUGAUGCAGUUAGUUUAGAUUUUGUUCUUGAAUUUUGACGUCGUGUCAGGAACAUCAUGUCAGUAUUAAAGCCUGGUUCAUACGUCGUGCUAAUUGGAAGCAAAUUUUGAUGACAGAGCUCUGUUGUCACCGCGAACGUUUAGUAGACGUUACCCACAACUCAACUCUUCUGAAUUAUAUGCUGCGCAAUUGUGACGUCAACAUUCGUAUUGCAUUCACAUUCGCAGGAAGUAAGAAUCAAGCUUACGACUAAUUCUCAAGAAGCUCAAGCUGUUUAGCAUCUGUUAUAUAACACCCAAGCAGAUCCUUGACAUUUGAUUGGAGGAUUGUCCGUCACGUGAUAGCAAAUAA
Molecule: messenger RNA, 1819 nt
Organism: Asterias rubens (European starfish)
Lineage: Eukaryota; Metazoa; Echinodermata; Asteroidea; Forcipulatida; Asteriidae
Product: probable G-protein coupled receptor 21
Exons: 1
Coding region: 92-1081 (329 amino acids)
Biological process (GO): G protein-coupled receptor signaling pathway
Cellular component (GO): membrane
Molecular function (GO): G protein-coupled receptor activity
Source: RefSeq, a predicted model, not a curated record